CAAAAACAGUCGAAUCCGUUCUACGGGUGCGGCCUCCCGAUGUGAACGCCUCCAAGAUUCACAUUUUCCAAGUCAAUUUGUUAAGAACAACCUUUCGCCAGCUAACCGAUCCUGUGGUUCUUCCUCCCUCCCUCCCUCUUCAUAAACAGCAUCUCUUCUCACCUCCUCGGCACCCAUUUUCUACGGCUUGAUCGUCACCCAUCCCUUCUUCACAUGGCGUCCGAAGAGGUUGAGAUGCAGAGCAUUGUCAAGGAGGAGAAGCUGCGGCGGAGGCGGAAGGAAAAGGGAGGAGAGGAGGAGCAAGAGGAGGAGAUGUCGGUGGAGCGGGCGUUCGAGGGGCAGCGCGUGCCGCCGUGGCGGGAGCAGCUCACGGCCCGCGCGCUGGUGGUCAGCUUCUUCCUCUCGGUGAUGUUUAGUGUCAUCGUGAUGAAGCUGAACCUGACGACGGGGAUCAUCCCCUCUCUCAACGUCGCUGCCGGGCUCCUCGGGUUCUUCUUCGUCAAGCUGUGGACGAAGGCGCUCGAGCAGACCGGACUGCUUCGGACUCCCUUCACGCGACAGGAGAACACCGUCAUCCAGACCUGCGUCGUCGCCGCCUACGGCCUCGCUUUCAGCGGUGGUUUUGGAAGUUAUCUUUUUGGUAUGAGUUCAAAAAUUGCUGCUAAAACAACUGAAGAAGAUACUUCUCAGAAUAUAAAGGAACCGAGCUUAGGAUGGAUGAUUGCAUUUAUGUUUGUUGUUAGCUUUAUUGGUUUAUUCUCUGUUGUGCCACUCAGAAAGAUAAUGAUCAUCGACUACAAGCUGAUCUAUCCAAGUGGUACUGCUACUGCAUACCUUAUCAACGGCUUCCAUACAUUGAACGGUGAAAAAUUGGCCAAGAAGCAAGUAUGGAUGCUAGGCAAGUGCUUUAUUGGUAGCUUCUUUUGGGGAUUCUUUCAGUGGUUUUAUACUGCUGCUGAUGGUUGUGGCUUUGCAUCAUUCCCUACCCUUGGUCUUAAAGCCUAUGAGAACAGGUUCUACUUUGACUUCUCUGCAACAUAUGUUGGAGUUGGAAUGAUCUGUCCAUAUUUGGUGAAUAUAUCUGUUCUCCUGGGAGGCAUUCUUUCGUGGGGAAUCAUGUGGCCUCUUAUAAAUAACCAAAAAGGUCAUUGGUAUCCAGCAGAUACACCACAAAGUAGCCUACAUGGUUUGAAUGGCUAUAGGGUAUUCAUAGGCAUUGCCAUAAUUCUUGGUGAUGGCCUUUAUAACUUUGUCAAGGUCCUACAUCGAACGAUUGCUACCUUCGUCGCUGCAGCACGCCAAGGUCCCAGCACUCUUCCUGUUACAGAUGAUGACAGCCCUUCACCUGCUAUCGUCUCUUAUGACGAUGAAAAGCGAACUCAGGUCUUCCUUAAAGAUCAAAUUCCACAAUGGGUAGCAUAUGGGGGCUAUGUGUCGGUUGCUAUAAUCUCCAUCAUUACUCUUCCUCAUAUCUUCCCUCCACUCAAGUGGUACUUCAUCUUGGUUGCUUAUAUUUUUGCCCCAGUUUUAGCAUUCUGCAAUGCCUAUGGGUGCGGUCUUACAGAUUGGUCUUUGGCUUCCACCUACGGGAAGCUUGCUAUCUUUGUAAUUGGAGCUUGGGCUGGUGCCGCUCAUGGUGGUGUCCUCGCUGGCCUUGCGGCCUGUGGUGUUAUGAUGAAUAUUGUCUCGACUGCCUCAGAUCUUAUGCAGGACUUCAAGACUGGUUACCUAACGCUGGCUUCUCCCCGGUCCAUGUUUGUGAGCCAAAUCAUUGGGACCGCGAUGGGUUGUGUGAUCGCUCCAAGUGUUUUCUGGCUUUUCUUCAAGGCCUUCAAAGAUAUUGGUGAAGAAGGAAGUCAGUACCCUGCACCCUAUGCCACCAUAUACCGUAACAUGGCUAUUCUUGGUGUUGACGGCUUCGGCUCACUACCAAAACACUGUCUCACUCUCUGCUUCAUUUUCUUUGCUGUUGCGAUUAUGAUCAACUUGAUAAAAGAUCUGGUUAGCCCGAAGAUUGCACGGUUUAUACCAAUCCCAAUGGCAAUGGCUAUUCCUUUCUACAUUGGAUCGUACUUCGCCAUCGAUAUGUUUGUCGGAAGUGUCAUAUUAUUCAUCUGGGAAAAGAUCAACAAGCCGAAGGCAGAUUCCUUUGGUCCGGCAGUGGCAUCUGGUUUGAUAUGUGGUGAUGGGAUAUGGACUCUGCCACAAGCCGUGCUUGCACUUGCUCAAGUAAAGCCACCAAUCUGCAUGAAGUUUCUUUCGAGGAAGAUGAACGACCAGGUGGAUACUUUCAUUUCGUCACUAUCUUAAAUCACUCCUCAUCGCCCUAAUUGUGAUUAUGGCAUAAUGUCAUAUUACUAUUUUUUUUUUCUCUCUCUCUCCUGGUUUACUUUGCUUCCUCUCCUAGCCAAAGCAGUGGCAGAUGUGUUGCUAGCAGUGCUUUAUCUAUCUUGAUGUGCAUAUUUUAAAAUGUCUAAAUCCUGAACAUCAAAUGGAAAUGUGGUAUGAACAUUCUCUUAGUUGUAGCAUUUUGGCAAACGCGGCAUAUACCAAAAAACAAAAUGUCUGUUCAUGAUAGAA
Zingiber officinale is the source of this 2580-nucleotide messenger RNA. RefSeq names its product probable metal-nicotianamine transporter YSL12. Gene Ontology annotation, cellular component: membrane. The transcript is spliced from 6 exons. The coding region runs from base 214 to 2310 and encodes 698 amino acids. Gene Ontology annotation, molecular function: oligopeptide transmembrane transporter activity. The record is from RefSeq and is a predicted model, not a curated record. Lineage: Eukaryota; Viridiplantae; Streptophyta; Magnoliopsida; Zingiberales; Zingiberaceae.